Zophobas morio is the source of this 1256-nucleotide messenger RNA. RefSeq names its product venom allergen 5-like. The record is from RefSeq and is a predicted model, not a curated record. The transcript has 9 exons. Bases 158 to 958 code for a protein of 266 amino acids. Lineage: Eukaryota; Metazoa; Arthropoda; Insecta; Coleoptera; Tenebrionidae.
UGGUACAUACAAGUUCAGAGCGAGUUGAUAAUCUUGAGUGAACUACGCAAGCCAGACUAACUGGCGACUAUAUUUUUUGUGUAGUGUCGAAGAAAUCAUAAAGUUUUAGUGAAACGUAAUCUGGAAAUUAUAAAAUAAACAAUUUAUUUCAGCAAAAAUGUCAUCCUUGAGCAUCAUUACAAUCCAACCACUCUUGGCCUUCUUAACCCAUUUACUGGUAAUUCGUGGCACCUACUCCCAUUGCGAUAAAAGAUUAAUCCAUACUGGUGUCUCAGAGGAAGAAAAACAGUCCAUUCUAGAUGCCCACAACAAAAUGCGACAACGUGUGGCUUUAGGUCAAAUUAAUGGGCAACCACAGGCAUCAGACAUGAUGACAAUGACCUGGGAUAACGUGUUGGCCGCACAGGCACAAAACUGGGCCACCGCUUGUACUUAUACAGUACACGAUUCCCACCGUCAUCUAGAAGCAUAUUUUGUUGGACAAAAUAUUGCCACAAGAUGGACUACUCGAAAUCCCAGAUCAUUCCAUGACGCAAAACCAAGCUGGACAAAGGAUGCUAUGUCACCAUGGUUUUCUGAACACCAGAUGUAUAAUUUUGAACCGUUUACGCAUACACCAGCAUCCCAUUACACACAGUUAAUUUGGGCUAAAACAACAUUAGUGGGUUGUGGUUAUGCCUUCUAUGAGGAACGCCAAAGAUUUACCAAAAAGUAUGUGUGCAACUACGGGCCAAGUGGGAAUGUAAUAGGUGAAAUGCCUUAUCGUUUGGGUUACCCCAACUGUUACAAUCAUCGUCUAAGUCCCUCUAGAAAAUAUUCUGGACUAUGCGAAGAACCAGGAACCAACCAUUAUCGAAAAUAUGGAAGUGAUUAUUUUUUCAACAUUAAAUCUCACAAAGAAUGCGAUGGGAAUAGCUGUGGCAAUUAUAAUAAUGUUUUCCGAUACUUUCAUUUCUGAGAUAACCUUGCUGCUUAGGUCGUUAGAGAAUUUACGUGGUAUAGACUGCGAGAGACAUCUGGAAAGAAACGCAGGAACUGUGAAAGCUCUCAUUCCAAGGUUUUUAUCUACCAAGUGAAGGCUGUAUUCAGCUUUAGUGUAACAAGCAAAGAUGUCAGCAGUGCGUCUUAGAUAACACUUCAUUUUGUAACAGUUUUAAUGAAAAAAAAAAAAAUUUAAGAACGAAACGUAAUAUGUAAUUGUAUUUAACGAAUUAUUUAAGACAAAUACACAAAUAUCUCGAGUAACUAGAAAUAAU